Molecule: messenger RNA, 3604 nt
Organism: Onychostoma macrolepis
Lineage: Eukaryota; Metazoa; Chordata; Actinopteri; Cypriniformes; Cyprinidae
Gene: papola
Product: poly(A) polymerase alpha
Exons: 23
Coding region: 159-2327 (722 amino acids)
Cellular component (GO): nucleus
Molecular function (GO): poly(A) RNA polymerase activity; RNA binding
Source: RefSeq, a predicted model, not a curated record
UCAUGGCGUCACUUCCCGUACCAAUUGGCAGUUGCUGUUGCCGGAGCGCCAUGUUGGUUCAAACAAAAGAUACAACUUCAUUGCCUUCAUAACAGGCUGGAACGCAAUGGCGGAAUAUAACCUGCUUCUCAGCUUCUCAUAAGCCGGAGAUUUUCAUAAUGCCUUUUCCAAUUACCAGUCAGGUGCAAACAGCCCAGCAUACCCCAAAGCAUUAUGGGAUCACAUCUCCUAUCAGCUUGGCACUACCUAAAGAAGCCGAUCUGGUUCUCACACGGAAGCUGACCGAGACGCUCCGACCUUUCGGCGUCUUUGAGGAGGAGCUGGAGCUGCAGCGGAGAAUCCUAGUGCUUGGGAAGCUAAAUACGUUGGUUAAGGUGUGGAUCCGUGAAGUCAGUGAAGUUAAGAAUAUUCCAGCAUCAGUGAUUGAUAGUGUUGGUGGAAAAAUCUUCACGUUUGGAUCCUACAGACUUGGAGUUCAUACCAAGGGUGCUGAUAUUGAUGCUCUCUGCGUUGCGCCCCGUCAUGUGGAGAGAUCAGACUUCUUCUCCUCGUUCUAUGAGAAAUUAAAGGAGCAGGAGGAAGUCAAAGACCUGAGGGCGGUGGAGGAAGCGUUUGUACCAGUGAUAAAGCUGUCUUUUGAUGGCAUUGAGAUUGACAUACUAUUUGCCCGACUGGCAUUACAAGCCAUUCCAGAGAACCUGGAUUUGCGAGGUGAUGGCUUACUAAAGAACCUUGACAUUCGCUGCAUCCGGAGUUUGAAUGGUUGCAGAGUUACUGAUGAAAUUCUUCACCUGGUGCCCAACAUAGAGAAUUUCAGACUGACUCUAAGAGCGGUCAAACUGUGGGCCAAACGUCAUAAUAUCUACUCAAAUAUCCUGGGUUUUCUGGGGGGCGUAUCGUGGGCCAUGUUGGUUGCAAGAACCUGCCAACUCUACCCCAAUGCUGUGGCAUCCACACUGGUCCAUAAGUUCUUCUUGGUUUUCUCAAAGUGGGAAUGGCCAAACCCAGUCCUUCUGAAGCAGCCUGAAGACUGUAAUCUCAACCUCCCAGUCUGGGAUCCCAGGGUAACCCCCAGUGACCGGUACCACCUCAUGCCAAUCAUCACACCAGCUUACCCUCAACAAAACUCCACUUACAAUGUGUCCGCCUCUACUCGGGCCAUCAUGGUGGAAGAGUUCAAGCGGGGUCUUGCAAUCACGGAUGAAAUAUUGCAGAAUAAAGCAGAUUGGUCCAAACUAUUUGAAGCACCAAACUUCUUUCAGAAAUACAAGCAUUAUAUAGUGUUGCUAGCAAGUGCACAGGCAGAGAAGCAGCACUUGGAGUGGGUGGGCCUCGUGGAAUCCAAGAUCCGAAUCCUGGUGGGAAACCUGGAGAAGAAUGAGUUUAUCACACUCGCUCAUGUGAAUCCACAGUCAUUCCCAGGACCAAAAGAGGGAACUGACAAGGAGGAGUUCAGCACAAUGUGGGUAAUAGGUAUUGUGUUCAAAAAAAUGGAGGGAUCAGAAAAUCUUAACGUGGACCUGACGUUUGACAUCCAGACCUUCACAGACACGGUUUACCGGCAGGCAAUCUCUAGUAAAAUGUUUGAGCAAGAUAUGAAAAUCACAGCCAUGCAUGUGAAGAGGAAACAACUACAACAACUACUGCCCAAAAUCGCCAUUCAGAGGAGCAAGAGAAAGCUUUCAUCUGAUGGUCUUCGUGCGAUGAAUGAUGGCAGUCUCGACCUAUCAGUUGACAGUGACAACAGCAUGUCAGUGCCGUCCCCCACAGGCCCUUCGGCUGCCAAGGUCGCCCGUGCCUCCAGCCCUCAGGGCUUCACUGGGACUGCCACAAACACCUCAGAUUUGCAGGACAAAACGGACACUUCAAAAGGAAGCACGCUCCUGGCAGGUGUGGAUGCCACUAAGCCAGAUAACGUUGGGACUUCCAUUCAGCAUGACUCUGAGAAGAAAGCCAAAGUGGACAGUGUACAACAGAGCCCUCAUCCCAGUCCAUGUUUAUCUGUUGGCCCUGCCAUAAAAAGACCCGCCUCACCCCUUGAGAAUGAGCUGUCCAAGAAAGCCAAAGUAGAGGAGCUCUCAACCCCAGAAGCAAAGUCCUCAGAUGAAACUGAUGGCCAUGUAGCUGUGGAUCCAGCGCCAAGCACUGAAGUGAUUCCUUCAGAGGGUGACUCUAAAACAGAGACAGAAUUAACGGUGGUGGACACAGCAGAGGAGAUACCGCCUGCCCAGAAAACUUCUAACACUGAUCUGUCUGAUGUCCCGAUCCUCCCAGCCAACCCCAUCCCUGUGGUCAAGAACUCUAUCAAGCUGAGACUCAGCAGGUAGAACCGGCUCAAUCUUUGGCCAGUCUCGUACUCAGGAGGUGAAAGUCCCUUCGUUUCCUGCCCAUGUGCAACACGGCUCUCCACAAGGGGGCAGCUCUGUUCUUCCACAAACUUCCCUGUGCCCUCUCCCUCUCUCCCUCUCUCUCUCCCUCUCUCCCUACAAUGCAAAAAAAAAAAGAGAUGUCAUACCCAAAAACCUCAAUGUGGUUUAAUGUGUUCGUGUGAUUUGGUGCACAUGCUUUGUAAAUCUUAUCACAUCCUUCUAUUUUGACCUGAAAGACAGUGACGCUUUAUGCAUUUUUUUUUUUUUUUUUUUUAACUUUGUUCUUUUUUCCUUUGUAAAUCAGUAAAGAGGCAUGUAAUUAUAUUCCAGGGUACAGUUGGUCCAUUGGAGACCAAUCCACCAUAUUGUACAGAGCUGAAGGUGUAGAUGAGCAUCAAAGCAUGCUCAGUAGGUGGAGAUGCACUGAAUCCGCGUGAACUAAUGACAGUACUAAUCUGACAUGGAAAAUGCACAGCAGAGGACAUAGCUAGCUCAUCCAGAUGAUUCUAGCUCACUAAUGCAGCUGUAAUUUAACCAAAUCAGUUUCAGAUUAGUGUAAACACCAUCGUUUUGCUCCGCCGUCUUAGCAGGGCAUUAAUUAUGGGUGUUAUUAGGAGUGGAAUAGCUCGUAUUCCCAGCAUGCUCUGAUUCGUGCUCUGAGGAGACCAGUGCUGGCCGUUCAUUUAGGAUUGUUUUACCAUGUGUGUGUGUAUAUAUAUGAAUAUAUAUAUAUAUAUAUUCAUUCAUUAAAAUAGAGACAACAAUAUUGAAACUUUUUUUAUUUGCUUUGAACAGCUUAGUUUUCCUAUUAUAUGCUGGGAUUUUCCUAAUGUGGAAUCAAAGGUGCGUUUCGAAUGACUAUUGUGAUUAAACAUGGCAGGUCAUCUUGUCGCUGUUGACACGAUUUUGAGGAUGUGGAUGUGAAAAUAUAGAUUGAUUUUGAGUUUCAAACGAAUGAUGGUUUAUUGGGGCAGGAGAGUGAUUUUGUUCAUUUUUGAAAUCUGUACAAACUUUUCUUACUCUGUGUUUUGUGUUGCUGGUCUGUGUUGACUCUGUGGAUUCGUGUAACGGUAAAGCUGCCGCCCCAGGAACACUGUCGUCACAGCACAGAUUCACUCCUGUGAAACGCCUCCUAUGGCCUUGCAAUGUUCUUUCAGUUCUUUCAUACGCUUAUUUGUAAGGACAAGGUAUUGUACUUUUUCACAAAUAAAAGUCUACAUUGUUGCAAAGAGAAA